AUGCUCUAUUUUUUGCUCAUCGGCCUAGUUGUUGGCUCAUCUCUGGCUGCGACUCCUUGCAAGAACCAGGAUUACGACAGGCUGAAGAAUGGGAAAUGUUAUAGGCUUCACAAGACCCCCGUUGACUAUCCGAGUGCUGCGGGAGGUUGUCGCCUAACGCAUGGGAAGUUGGCUGUAAUUCACAAUUACACAGACAAUACCGAGGUUGGAGUCUGGUCGGCCGGCUGGAGCGCCCCGGAAGUUUGGAUCGGGUUGGUCUGUCCGACGCUUGACACUUGUAAGUGGCAGGAUGGUACCGACUUGGAUUAUACGAACUUCGAUGACACCCCGCCAAACCUGAAUAAGGGAACCUGCUUCUACAUGGAGGCCGGGAAAGUUACGCUGACCACCUACAAUCCGUGGCAAAACGACGAUUGUGCCGUGCAACGGAUGUUCAUUUGUGAAUCAAUCAUUGACGAACCGGCAAUCAGUACCGUUGCCCCGUUCACAACACCGCCUGUCACUCAAGCUUGCGGAAAUUACGAGUCUUACGGGAAUGCGUGCUACAACGUGGGCCGAACCCGAAUGGGGCCGGGUGACGCUGAAUUGGCUUGUGUCGCCGAUGGUGGCCAUCUGGUUAGCAUCCACGACUCGCAGACCAACGAUUAUGUCUAUGGGCUUCUACAGAGAAGCGGUGGACAGGUUGCUGCCUGGAUUGGGCUCAGGCGCCUUUCUAAUGGAGUUGAUAUCUGGACUGAUGGCACGCGCAAAGACUAUGAUAUGGUACCCGCCGGCCUUGCCGUGCCGUCCCCAUCGUCUCUCUCCAUUUCCGGAACCCCUGAUCUGCUCCCCAAGCAAUGGAUACCUGAAGCCGCCAAUGCCACGCUACCCUACGUUUGCAGGAGACCAGCAAAUUUC
Mesorhabditis spiculigera is the source of this 897-nucleotide messenger RNA. The record is from the annotation of a GenBank genome assembly. Lineage: Eukaryota; Metazoa; Nematoda; Chromadorea; Rhabditida; Rhabditidae.